CUUAAAAUACGCCCCCCUCUCGCUCUAAAAUUACCGCUUGAAGUGCAUACCUCUCUUUCUCGCCUUCCCGCCCCCCUCUCUCUAAAACUUCCGCUUCAAAUACGCAUCCUCUCUCUCUCUCUCUCUCUCUCUCCAGUUCCUCGUGUUCUGACCAGCCUUCUUUCUCUUGAGAAAACAAACCAUGAAUUCUAAACUACUACAACUUGGCCCAUAUGAUGCCGAUAAUCCAUUAGAGUUAUCUAUAAGGCUGGCGUUCUCGAAAAUUCAUCCUCAACUGAAGCCUCCAUUCUCUCUGAAAAUCUCUUCUCCUUCUGAGUAUGUUCAGCUCAAUCAAGCCCUAGCUUACGCAAUUUUGACCCAACCCCAGCUCUCGAAAGUCCAUAUAACUCAUCUUCACACCAUUGUUACUGAUGGAUAUCGUUCAUUUGUUAGUUUAUUGGUGAAGCUUGUGAGUGAAUCAUACAGAAAGCUUUUUGAAUCUGCUAGGGCACAAUUGAUUUGGGUUUUUGGCAAAUUGAUAGAAGUUGAAGCUCUGGGUGUUGAGAAUCUUUUGGUUUCUCUUUUGAGGCAGAUAAUUAGUGGAGACUUUAGUCAUGAAAGCUUAUGGCUUUCAAUGGAGUUGCUUAAAGUUUUGAACCAAAAUUGGGGGUGGGUUUUGCGUAAACAGAAUUCCAUGACUUCUGCUUUGUUCACAUACCUUCGUCUUUUGGCUGAUCAUUACAAAUUCCCAAACCCAAAUUUGGUUGUUCUCAAGAUGAUGGAAAUUGGGUUUUGUAUCAGAGUUUUGAGGGAAUCAUUUCAUUCAUGUAUGGGGAUUGGAAGGGAUCUUAUUCGUCUUCUACAAGACUUGGUUCUCAUUCCUGAAUUUCGAGAUCUAUGGAAGGACUUAAUUUCAAAUCCUUCUGCAUUUAAUGUUCCCGAGUUCUCUGAUAUCUCUCAAAUUUAUUGCUUGAAAACACCGAACAGGUAUUUUUUGCUUAGAAUUACACCAGAGAUGGAAACCCAACUGAGAUUUAUGCUUAGUCAUGUGAAAUGGGGCAACCAAAUUAGGUACCAAGAAUGGUUUGCUAGUAAGUUCCUCUCAAAGCCAAAUAGAGAAUCAUUGAUAUGCGACAUUAUCCGAUUCAUAUGUUGUGCCCACCAUCCCCCUAAUGAAGUUAUCCAAUCCAAUGUCAUCUCAAGAUGGGCCAUAAGUGGGUGGCUCCUCAAAUGUUGUAAAAAAUUCCAUGUAGAGGCCAAUGCUAAAUUAGCUCUGUUUUAUGAUUGGUUCUUCUUUGAUGAGCAGUUUGAUAAUAUAAUGAACAUUGAACCAGCCAUGUUACUUAUGUUGAACUCCAUACAUAUGCACAUUGAUGUAACUCAGACCCUUCUGGAUUUUUUAUUUCUGGUCAUGGACAAUUAUGAUGUUAACAGGAAGGAGAUCAUAGCCCAAGGCAUAUAUACAUCGCUUCAUGCAUUGGUUAGAAGAGGAGUCGUGCAUUCCUUGGAGCCACUUCUUUCUUCCUCUCGUAUUUCUCCCAUGCUCAGGGAGAAGCUUAAAAAUUGCUACGAUAAGACAUCAAAUGGAUACGGUAAUGCGCUUUUCAAUGUUGCAAAAGGUGCAUUAGGUAGUCCUCGUAAAAUUGCAUCUAGCUUUGAGAGCCUGAAAACGUCCGCAAUGGAGGCAGGAAAUGUGGCAUGUCACAAAACGAAUGGCUUUUCCGAUGGAUCCAUUGACUGUUCAAACAAAAUUAUCGAUAAGCCACUUCAUCCUUUUGCUUCUGCAAAAACUAAUAAUGUGGAUCUUGGUAGUUUAGCCCAGUUCAGUGAUUUUGCUGAUCCUUCUGUUGAAAUUGUUGAUAAACCUAAGGGUGCUUGUGCUUCUAUGAAAAGUAUAGAGACGGAUGUUGGUAAAUUGGAGAAAAUCAGUGAUUUUGCUGAGCCUUCUAUUAAAAUUAUCAAUAAGCCUGCUGAUCCUUGUGCUUCUGCGGAAAAUACAGAGAUAGGUGCUUGUGAUGCACUUUUCAAUGUUGCAAAAGGUGCAUUUGGUACUCAUAAAAUUGCGUCUAGCUUUGAGAGCCUGAAAAUGUCCACAAUGGAGGCAGGAAAUGUGGCAUGUCACAAAAAGAAUGGCUUUUCCAAUGGAUCCAUUGACCGUUCAAACAAAAUUGUCGAUAAGCCACUUCAUCCUUUUGCUUCUGCAAAAACUAAUAAUGUGGAUCUUGGUAGUUUAGCCCAUUUCAGUGAAUUUGCUGACCCUUCUGUUGAAAUUGUUGAUAAACCUAAGGGUGCUUGUGCUUCUAUGAAAAGUCUAGAGACGGAUGUCGGUAAAUUGGACAAAAUCUGUGAUUUUGCUGAGCCUUCUAUUAAAAUUAUCAAUAAGCCUGCUGAUCCUUGUGCUUCUGCAGAAAAUAAAGAGAUGGGUGCUCAUAGUUUACACCAUAUCAACGAAGUUGCCGAACCUUCUGUUAAAAUUAUUGACCAGCCUGCUGAUGCUUGUGCUUCCUAUGAGAACUUAGAGAUGGGUAUGGAUGGUUCAGAGCAUUUGAAUGGAUUUGCAGACACUUCUAUUACAGACACUUCGAUUAAAAUUGUAGAGAAGCCUGCUGAUCCUUGUCCUUCUGUUGAAAAUGAAAUGAUGCACAUCGGUCAGUUAGAGAAUUUGGCAAGCAGCCUUCAGGAAGCUCUAAAAGAUUCAAGAGAAAAAGGAUUGCAUUUGUUAGAGAAAGCUUUGACGUGUCUAGCGACCUCUUCUCAUGCUGUGGUUGGGGGGGAAGCUUUGGCAUGCCAGAUAUCAGAUGCAUUUAAGUCUAAUGGGUAUCAGAUUUUCAUGCCCAUUGCGGGACCAUCGAAUGCCUGUGAAGAUGAUGAGAUUAAGUCUGCAACAGCCUUAGUUAUUCGUGAAUAUAUUAUAACACAUCAUGAAAUCAUACAAGAAUGGAUGUUUCUAUGGGCGAGAAAUGGUCUUCCUGUUGGCUCCCGUUUAUUAUCUUAUAUAUCAAGGCUUGCUCAUGAAGCACAAAAUGAUCCAAUCACAGCUAAAGAUAUUAAUAGCUUUCUUGAAGAUGAGAACCAAGAAAGUGUGGAGCCAACACCAAAACGGCACAAAAAGAUUCCUGUGAAGGAAAUUGAUUUGGAGAAUAGCUUACUGUUGAAAUGGCAUAUCUGUGGGUACACUUCUUUCAUGAGAAGUGGAAGAAAAGGCUUUGCAAGUAAUGGUACCACUCACACUGAAGCAGAUAAUAGCUUGGCUUCUUCUCUGGUUGAGAGUGCUUUUGAUGCAUAUAGAAACUUUCUAGAAACAUACUGCAAUAAAUUGCUACUGAGGAAACUCACUAUUACUUACCCAUUGCUUGCAAAUCCAAAUAGGCUCCCAUGCAAUGCGAGAAGAGUGGAUGAUCCAGCUCUUACUAGGUCCCUUUUAUCUGAUUUGAAGUGCUGCUUUGGGUGGAAAAAGAGAAAUCCACAUAUCAUGUUUGAAAACAUAUUUUCUCACCUUGCUGAUUUAUCUACUUGUAAGAAGCCCAUUGUUCGAUUGCUUUUGGGUAUUUCAGAUCAUGCAGAGCUUUUGAAUAUGGAGUUUGAGAUAGGAUUGAAGAGAUUUUCAGUUUUUGGGGACAAUAUUGAAAUGAUAUGCCAUUUAGUAAAGGAUUCUCUAUACUGGGAAUUUUCAGAGCAACAAAAAUUGUGGGGCCUGUUGGUAUCAGAGUUGUUAGUAUCCACUGUUCCCAAGGCCAAAUUGCUCCAAGAAUUAUGCUUGGCAGUCUUAGAUCUCCAGUUGCAUGUUGUGGCAGUAAGAGGUCUCUUUAUGCUUUUGAAGUCCCUUUCUCCCUCAUUGGACCUGAUUGCUGCUGUAAUGUCAUUACCUCAUUCAUAUGGAAAGUUUGCAGCUGCAGUUUUGGCUAGCUGGUCAGUUUCCCAUGGCUCAAUUUUGCUCGGAAAUUUGGAAGAGUGGUUAAGUAAUACUGUUUCAGCAGGUCGAAGCCAAAGUGUUACUUUUAUUAAUCAAGCAGCUGUCACGGGAUUUUUAGAUUUCCUUGAUUUGGAGAGAAGAGAUUCUUUAAGCUUUAUGGCUGAAAAUGUUUUUGACAUGAGGACUCACUUACUCAAUCUUCUUGACAGAUUACGUUAGGAAUUUUGGUUCGCAAACUAUGGGGAGUUUGGUUUGCUUGGUGUUGGGAUCCAUGAGUGCGUUGAGCUUUUCCCUACAGCUCAGUAGGGUUGGUUUAUGUUGCAGCUGUGUAUAUACUCGGCCAAAGCAAAUAUGGAUGGGAGAAGUGAAGUGUAAUUACAGACCGGAAGAAAGGAUGAGAACAUGCCUGGACAGUGAGUACAAAUGGAAUGGAGAUCCUUUUGACAAGGGGAUCCAAGCUAGUGGAGAAUAAAUGUUCUUUGUCAUCUCUUCAGAGUUCCCUGAGUUUAGUUACAAGGAUAAAACAUUGGUUUUUCUAUUAUUUGUCAAACACUAGCAAAUGCUUGAUUGUGAUGUGGGAUGCAUGAAGUUCCUCGGUGAUAAUGUUGAUCAAAAGAAGUUUGGUGGUGAGCGUGUGAGACACCUUACAGUGGGCUCUUAUGACAGAUUUGGAUCCAGUUAAUAGCAUUGCAAAUUUGACAUACAUUGCAUAUCCUGGUGAUCUGAUUUCUGCUUUCCAUGUAACACAACGAAGGAAGCAAGAUCGCAAGUGUCAACAGUCUCAGAGAAAUGUUUUCCAGUGCUUUGUAUUUGGUCCAAAGAAUGCUGGGAAAUCUGCUUUGCUAAAUGCUCUGAUUGGAAGUGAUAACCAUUCAUCAACAAUGGAAGAGCGUUUUGCGGCUAACAUUAUUGAGCAGCGGUUCUUUUGGCAAGUGCAAUUGUUAUAAAGUGUUCUGAUGAAAGCUCAUGGAAAAGAGCAACUGAACUACUUGUUGAAGUAGCCACUCAUGGGGAAGUCACAGGCUACGAUAUCCCUUGCCUCAUUGUGGCCGCGAAGGAUGACCUGGACCCAUAUCCGUUGGCCAUAUCAGAUUCAACCAGGGUUAGCCAAGAUAUGGGAAUAGAAGCGCCCAUAACAGUCAGUAUGAGAUUAGGAGAUGUGAACAACCUAUUUAGAAGGAUUAUUAAUGCCGUACAACACCCACACUUGAGCAUUCCUUAAACUGAGGCAGGGAGAAACCACAAGCAAUAUCGCCGGCUCGUCAAUAGCUUCAUGUUUGUUUCUGGGAUCCAAGCUAGGGGAGAAUAAAUGUUCUUUGCCAUCUCUUCAGAGUUCCCUGAGUUUAGUUACAAGGAUAAAACAUUGGUUUUUCUAUUAUUUGUCAAACACCAGCAAAUGCUUGAUUGUGAUGUGGGAUGCAUGAGGCUCCUCGGUGAUAAUGUUGAUCAAAAGAAGUUUGGUGGUGAGUGUGUGAGACACCUUACAGUGGGCCUCAUGGCAGAUCACACCUGUCAGUAGCGUGGCGAGUUUGACAUAUUUGGUGAUUUGACUUCUGCUUUGCAUGUAACAUGGUGAAGGCAGCAAGAUCGCAAGCAUCAGCAUCUCAGAGAAAUGUUUUCCAGCGCUUUGUAUUUGGUCUGAGGAAUGCUGGGAAAUCUGCUUUGCUGAAUGCUCUGAUGGAAGGGCCAUUCAGUGACAAAUGUACAUCAACCGUAGAAUAGCAUUUUUGGGAACAUUGUUGAGCCGCAGCCUGGGGAGAUUCCUGCAGAUGGUGUUCAAAGGCAAUGAGGAAUUGCAGUAUUUGCAAGAGGUAGUUAAGGCAUCAAAUGUGCUGAUUUGUGUUGGGAAGAAAAGGGGAAAUAUCGGCUGGAAGGUGUGUGUCAAAAUUUGAGGAAAACAAUGUUUGGGCUAACAAUAGUGAAGAAGACCAACUGAAUGAUAAAUUCCUGUUGCCUGUUCUUUUUGGCAUCCCAGGUGUUUUCAGUAAAAAUUGGGUUGGUAGCUGAAGGUAUUCUAAAAGUGACUUUGUUUAUAA
Molecule: messenger RNA, 5928 nt
Organism: Amborella trichopoda
Lineage: Eukaryota; Viridiplantae; Streptophyta; Magnoliopsida; Amborellales; Amborellaceae
Source: RefSeq, a predicted model, not a curated record